UACAGACGCUUUCCCAGCUUCCGGAAAUGCGUGGCUGGGAGGAAAAAUGGCGUAUAGCCCACUGCAUAUGCCUCUUAUAUGUGUGGCAUCAACGAAUUCGUUUAGCCCGUUCUUUUUGUCUAUUUUCGUCGCUUUUGCAGGAUUACAAACAAUACAAUCUGAAGAUGAGUUCAGUGCGAGCCGCACGGCUUCAGUGUCAAUUUCUGCAGCAAGGGAUCUUCGGUACCUUUUAUAUGACGUAAACCCACCUGAAGGGUUUAAUUUGCGAAGAGAUGUCUACAUCCGCAUGGCCUCACUGGUCAAGACUUUGAGGAAAGAGGGGGAUGACUGGGUAUUGGUCCUCCCCCCUUGGGGUCGACUCUAUCACUGGCAAAGUCCUGAUAUCCACCAGAUUCGUAUCCCAUGGGGAGAGUUCUUCAGCCUGACCAGCCUGCAAGCCAACGUACCUGUUAUUGAGUAUGAGGAAUUUAUUGCUGAAAAUGGAGGCCCUUUCAUAGACCAGGUGCUUGUGCUACAGAACUAUGCCGAGGGAUGGACUGAUGGAAAAUGGGAGGAAAAAGUUGAUGAGCGUUCAUGCAUUGAGAAGCUACUGUACACCAAAGAUAAACAGGGCUACUACAGGGGCUGGUUUUGGGGCUAUGAAGAAACAAGGGCUCGAAAUGUGACAUGUUUAUCAGCUCAAGGCCAUGCAUCCAUCAUGGCCCCAGUUCUUCAGAAAAACUUCACAGCAGUCUCAGUCAUGCUUGACAGAGCAGAGACUCUCCUACAUGAUCACUAUGCUGGAAAAGACUACUGGAAUACCCGGCGCAGCAUGGUUUUUGCCAAGCACCUGCGUCUCAUAGGGGAUGAUUUCAGAGCAAAAUAUCUGAACUCCACAGAUGACACAGACCGCACACUAUAUAAUGAAGACUGGACCCACAUGAAAUCCAAGCCUGGCUCUGCUAUCGGAGGUCCAUAUAUUGGGGUUCAUCUUCGCAGGAAGGACUUCAUCUGGGGUCACAGAGAUGAUGUGCCCAGCCUGAAAGGGGCAGCCAAAAAGAUACGCAGUAUGAUGAAGAAAUACAAACUUCAGACACUGUUUGUUGCAACUGAUGCGGACGGAGAAGAACUGAGAGAGCUGAAAAGAUUGUUGCCAGACAUGGUGCGGUUUGAGCCAUCCAAAGAGGAUCUGGAGCUGCUCAGAGAUGGAGGAGUGGCUAUUAUUGACCAGUGGAUAUGUGCUCAUGCAAGGUUCUUCAUCGGGACAUCCGUUUCCACCUUCUCUUUUCGGAUUCACGAAGAAAGAGAAAUCCUGGGGUUUGAUCCCAAAGCCACGUACAAUCGAUUCUGUGGAGACUCUGAGAAAAAAUGUGAACAGCCCACACACUGGAAAAUUGUUUAUUAACUUUACCUCCGCCUCUUCUAAAGCACAAGUGCCAAAAGCAGUAUUACGACUGACGGAUUUAUAAAAAAAGAUCUGUUUGGUUAUUUUCCAUGGUUUCAGUGUUAGAUGGCCACUGUGUUUGAACUCUGUGCUCAAAAGGCUCAAGCUCUGCUGCUCAACAGUGUAGGCUUCAGAAAUGUAAUUUGUAUAUAGUUUUAUUUAGAUUGAUGGUCUGUGAAUCUUUCAUAAAAGGGUAUUGUAUUUCAUGCAUUAUAUUUCUAACUCACAUGUGGUGUGAAUUAUGUUAAGUGGAGACUGACACUAGUGUAUGACUAUUUGAUUUAGAUUUGUUAUUAUCAAAAAUGUUUUUUACUGUUUUAAGAUUUAUGAAGUAUUUUAAGAAUAAUGUAUAUUAAAAAAAAUCAAAAGCACAUCAAGAGGAAGGAACCAAAGCUUGCUAGGUGUAAAGGUCUACCAUCCAAUGAAGAUUUGUUUACAGAAAGUGUACGCAGAACUGAAAUUCAUUUUUUAUUAAAUGAUUAAAGAUUUGAUAUUAUGCUUUUUUUCUAGGCACAUAGUUAAAUUUUAGACAUGUUAUCUUCAUUUAUAAUUUUUUUAAAUGAAAAAAUGUUGUAUAAAUCCUGACAUCAUCAUUAUAUAUAUGACAGGACGUCAUCACAGAAAUACUGAGAAGUAGUUCAUAAGAUGAGCUUGAUACAUGUGUACUUCUGCCAGGUGAUUGCUAAUUGCUGCUACUGCUAGUCUGAGGACUGAGGGGGACAGGGACCGGGGAAGCUUGGCUUGAGACUCCUGCUUCAAGAGGAACUUUGUGGAAAUAGACGGUUCUUUGUGAGAGCAAGCGCCUAACCACCGCUGAAUGGCUGCCAUCAUAGACAUGACAAAAGAUUCAAGGAUUUCUCAGAAAUGCAUAAAGAAUCAAAGCAGCUCUGUUCUUGAUGAGGGAAUAACAUAUAUAAACCUCAAAAACAUUGAUUUUAUGUAAUAUCUCUAUUUUAAAGGUCAGUCUGAAUCCUCAUCUGCAGUCUUAGAAAAYGACCCUCUUACAUAAGGUGUUUUAACUACACCUUCACUUUUUAACUACACCUUCACCUUUAUGUUUGUGGCUAUGAACACCACAUGAUAUUAGCAGGACUGAAAGAAAGCUCCAUAGUUAUCUUGGUGACGAGGUCUCAAYCUUUUACAAAGCAAUGGCCAUAUGUCACCUAUAACCCUGUAAGGCCCAACAGUGAAGCUUUCUGUUGCUCRUGUUGUAGCUAGGCUGCUGUAGCCUCUGCUGAUAAAUGGAAAGAAUGUGUUUGUUGUUCGGCCUGCUUGACUGCUCCUUUUUCUGGAACUUCCUUUGACAUAAAGUAAAAGCUUAGUGCAARCAUUCUCAUAGUUAUGCGUUUUUGUAUAAGGAAAUGUGAAACUUAAACAAAUUUUUCCAUUCAGCUUUUUAUUCUGAUCUUACCCUUAGUCUUUGUAUUAUKGUGGACUCUUAUUCUAARACAGCUUUCAUCAUUUACUAGACAGGGGAAUUGCUGGGAAGGAAAAAAAGUCUCAGUUUUUCCCUCAUGACUUAUCCCAGUGGAUUCUCCUAGUUUACAGUGUAACUAAUCCCAGUGGAGAAUCAUACCUUCUCAACAACAGCGUAGUGUGUAUUUGAUGCUGCCACCCUACCCUAUAGCUCCAAGACUACGUUGUGGCAGCCUGGUUAAAUCCAGCCCCUAUUUGCUUCAUACAGAGGGUCUUCGCUCUUGGCUGUUGAGAAGCGAUUGCAGAUAUCAUGUGCCAGUUUGAUCUUCAGAAGUUUAACGAAAAUUGUCUGCAGUGUAAACARCUGUCCUCCAUUGCAAARAGAGAAGCAUGGCCAACACAAACUGAACCAUUCCGUUCACUUCCUCCGCUGCUGUGGCUGAAACUACAGGCGGACUACAAUAAUAAAAACAGCACAGAAAAUUCAUGUAAUUGUUCACAACUUCUCCUUCUGUUCGCUAAUUAGCCUCAUAAAUAAAAUCUACCGGAGACAAUCCAAGUCAAGGGGAGAAAGCUCAGAAUGUGCUGCAAGUGAGAAUUUUUUUUCAAGUGGAAUUGCACAGGAAGGCAAUGGCCUUGCUAACGUUGAUAUAGUUAAAGACAUCUUUCUCUUGAUGAAAGAUGUCUCUGUGGUAUCAAUUCCCAGAUUAUUUAAGCAAGAAGUGAUUAUGAGCAGGUUCCAAGUCGUGUUGGCAAAUUAAAUAAGCAUCUCCRUAAAGCAACCUGUACUGGCUUUUAUCACAGCCAACACCAGCAAUUAACAUGACUUCACAAAUCAUUUCUAAAGACUAUGGAAAUUUAUUCUUGUACCUCAAGUAAAUUAAUUAUGUGGCUACAAAUAUUCAGUUUCUGCAUUAAAAAUAUUUUGGCAUUUAAAAAUGUAUUUUACAUGAAACCACUUAUUUUUUCUGAGAAAAAAUUUAAACCGUUUUUUCAAGUGGAUUUCCAAACCUAAGAAUUUGGCUUACUUUUUUUGGAAUAUAAUCGUGUUCAAUUUGAAUAUUCAUUCUGGUGAAGUUGGAUUAACAUGUUAAAGAUACCGUUUGAAAAUGACAACCUAUGUGCAGAUGUAAAGCAUWCUUUUCAUCAAGCCCUCAUUCCUGUUUUAAAACAGAUUUUGUKACGUCUAUGAUGUAAUAUUCUAAUCUAAAAUGYCAAGUUUUCAUUAGCUGUAAGUUAAGGCUCGUCAUAGUGAACAGAAAUAAAGGCUUAGUGAAUUAAGUYACUGACAAAAAUGUGCCUCUUAAUAACAUUCUAAUUAAUAUGACUGCAUUUAUUUAUUUACUUUGAUAUACCAUCUUAAUUCUUCAAAAGUCUGUUCGCUGUUAAGACAAGUUAAUUAUUGUUAAAAAAUAACUGAGUAUAGUUACACCGUGCUUUACUGUAUCUGUGACACCUUUUAACCCUCACAUAAUGAUAUCAGCAUAAAAAACCGGUCUAUCUACCUUAAUGAUGGAUGACAUCUUGAUAUUUUUGCAAAGCAAAGGUGUCACAUGUCCCUCGUAACCCCACAAGGCCCAACCCAGAGUCUUUCAUUUGCUCACGUUGUUACAGAAGAACUGCAAUGGAAAGAAUGUCUUUGUUGCUCAGCUUGCUUGACAGCUGCUCUUUUACCAGGCUUAGAUAAAACUUCAGAGCAGCGCCAUGCGGUUAUACAACGUCUGUAUAAGGAAAAGUGGUUCAACUUAAAUUACAUGCKUUUCAUUUUGUUUUUCUUUUGUCUGAAAUCCUGCCCCUUUUCUAUACAUAGCUGGCUGCUGCAUUUCUAAAUGCUUUCUUCCUUUYGUCAGUCACUUUACAAUGAUUUAGUGUUUGUGUAUCUUGUUUCUCAGCUAUUAAGAAUAAAUGAUUUAUCCCAGUGGA
Molecule: messenger RNA, 4762 nt
Organism: Poecilia reticulata (guppy)
Lineage: Eukaryota; Metazoa; Chordata; Actinopteri; Cyprinodontiformes; Poeciliidae
Gene: pofut2
Product: protein O-fucosyltransferase 2
Biological process (GO): protein O-linked glycosylation via fucose
Molecular function (GO): peptide-O-fucosyltransferase activity
Source: RefSeq, a predicted model, not a curated record